AUGAAUGAUAACUGGAAAAACAAAUGGUUAAAUGAAUUAAUCAAAGAGACAGACGAUGUAUUAUUUCCAAAUGUCCGUUAUUUAUUAAUUUUUUUGGCAGCAUUACCUGUAUCAACAGCUUCUGCUGAAAGAAGUUUCAGCCAAUUGUCGAGAAUUAAAAAUUAUUGUCGUUCUACAACGAAACAAAAUAGACUCAACGGAUUUGCUGCUGCAUACAUUCAUAAAGAUUUGGAUAUAAAUUCAAGUGAAAUAUUGACAUUAUAUACACAAAUGCAUCAUCGUCGUCUUGAUUUUGGUACUUGA
Molecule: messenger RNA, 303 nt
Organism: Rotaria sordida
Lineage: Eukaryota; Metazoa; Rotifera; Eurotatoria; Philodinida; Philodinidae
Source: the annotation of a GenBank genome assembly